GCGUCUGCCUGUCUCUGCUCCCCUCCGAGCCGCCGUGUUGUCGGAGUGAAAGCCUGGAAAUCUGGAUAGAGAACCGGGGCUGAAAUCUUCGACCAUCCGCCCUCUCCGCCUGCCGUGGUGGAAUGAGCAGCGUGUGUGUGUUGAAGGGUAAAGCAGUGCUCUGGCAGGACUCGUUCAGCCCCCACCUCAGAACUUCAACUCCCAGCAUGCCGGUGGUGCUGAGCAGCGGAGGACACGCCCCCCCGGCCGGACAGACCCCACAUGCCCCGCCACCAAACCAGCAGGGCGUGGCGGGUACGGGGCGGUCUCAGGAUGAUGCCAUGGUGAAUUACUUCUUCCAGCGGCAGCACGGGGAGCAGCCUGGCAAACACCGCUGGCCCGCUGGGGAGAACAUCCACGACAGCCAGGGGCGGUCGAUGGAUGAGCUGAACCAUGACUUCCAGGCUCUGGCUCUGGAGAGGCGUGCCAUGGGAGAGCAGCUUUUGACAGGUAAGAAGUUUUGGGAGAGUGACGAAGCUGGAAAAGAUGGACCGAAAGGGAUCUUCCUGGACCAGUGGAGGGACAGCGCGUGGGGGGCCACAGACCACUCGGUGUCUCAGCCAAUCAUGGUGUCUCAUCGGCCGGGCGGGGGUUUCCAUGGCGGCGGGGAGGUGGGCGGUUCAGUGAUGUCACCGCGAUCAGAGAGCGGGGGCUUAGGAGUCAGUAUGGUAGAAUACGUCCUCUCCUCUUCUCCCGCCGAGAAACUGGACUCCUGCCUCCGUAAGGGACCUUUCGGUCCGAGGGAUGGAGAGGUGGAUGAGGAGAAGAGGGAGAAACCAAAGGCUCCAUUUGAAGGAGAGAAACUCAAGGAGAUGGUAGAAGGUGACGUCAUCAGUGAUGUCAUCAACCUCAACGGGCUCCCCGUGCAGAACGGCCUGGACGCGGACGGCAAGGAGUACAGUCGUCAAGGCCAGAUACUGCCCGCGGGGCCAGACACUGACGUAAUAGGGGGUGUAGUAGGGGAGGGUAUGGUCUCCAUGGGUGGUGGUGGUGGUCCCAAACCCCAAGAGGUCUUCUCUGGGGUGGAACAGGGUGUUACCAUGGAUACCAUGCAGUCUGUGAUGGAGCCUUUGCAGUUUGACUACAACUCCCAGAUGGCCAUGGACUCUCAGCCUACCGUGGGCCUGUUCGACUACAGCAACCAACAACAGUUGUUCCAGAGACCCAGUGCUCUAGCAGCCCAACAGCAGCAGUAUGCCUUGGCAGCAGCACAGCAAUCUCACAUUGGUUUGGCUCAAGCGUUUGUUCCCAACCCUUACAUCAUCAGUACUGGUCCGCCUGGAACCGACCCCUACGCUGCUGGACUGGCAGCUGCUGCAACACUGGGCCCGGCGGUGAUGCCUCCCCAGUACUACGGGGUGACUCCCUGGGGAGUGUAUCCAGCCAAUCUGUUCCAGCAACAGGCUGCGGCCGCCAACAACUCAGCCAAUCAACAGGCUCAAGGACAGAACCAGCAGAACCAACAACAGGUGAUGCGUGGGGGCGGUAACCAGCGACCCCUGACCCCUAGCCACGGUCAACAGGGUCAGCAGAACGACCAGCUGAUCUCUGCCGCAGCAGUCAACUCAGCGCUCGCCUUCGGACAGGGGCUGGCUGCCGGCGUGCCUGGCUAUCCCAUGCUGGCUCCAGCUGCUUACUAUGACCAGACGGGGGCGCUAGUGGUCAACACAGGAUCUAGGGGUGGGCCCGUACGCCUCAUGGCCCCCGCAGGCUCAGUUAUUAUCUCUCCCUCCGCUGCACAAGCAGUGGCGGCAGCAGCUGCGGGUGGCGGGGCUAACGGUGGUAUGGGAGGCGGGGCCAAUGGUCAGUUUCGAGCCAUGCAAUCCCAGCAGCCUCAGCAGCAGGGGGGAGGGGUUAUGUCAGGAAACUCCUUUUAUGGAUCCUCUCUUAGCAACUCAUCCCAGAGCUCCUCCCUCUUCUCUCAAGGUAGCCAAUCAACGUACUGCUCCGCCCAGCCGGGCCUCGGCUCCGCCUCUCUGGGGUUUGGUCAGAGCAACUCUUCACUCGGUGCUACGUUGGGCGGCUUUGGCACUGCAGUGGCGAACUCCAGCGGUGGCAACAGUUCUCGUCGUGACUCACUGACCGGCAGUAGUGACUUGUACAAACGCACGCAGUCCAGCCUCACUCCCAUUGGCCACGGGGGGUUCUACAACGGAACCCUGGGCUUUAGCUCCUCCCCUGGGCCGGUCGGAAUGCCUCUGCCCAACCAAGGCCCCUCCCACUCCCUGACUCCACCCCCCUCUCUGUCCAAUCACAGCUCCUCAUCCAACCUCAACCUGGGAGGUCUGACCAAUGGCAGCGGUCGUUUCAUAUCUGCUGCUCCCGGGGCAGAGGCGAAGUAUCGCAGCGCCAGUUCUGGCUCCUCCCUAUUCUCUCCCAGCAGCCAGCUCUUCCCGUCGUCACGGCUACGUUACGGAAUGUCGGACGUGAUGCCUUCAGGGCGCAGCCGUCUCCUGGAAGACUUCCGGAACAACCGCUACCCCAACCUGCAGCUGAGAGAGAUUGCUGGGCACAUCAUGGAGUUCAGCCAGGACCAACACGGCAGCAGGUUUAUCCAGUUGAAGUUGGAGAGGGCCAGCUCAGCGGAGCGUCAGCUGGUCUUUAGUGAGAUCCUCCAGGCUGCCUACCAACUCAUGGUCGACGUCUUUGGAAACUACGUCAUCCAGAAGUUCUUUGAGUUUGGCAGUGUGGACCAGAAGCUGGCUGUAGCUGAGAGGAUCAGAGGUCAUGUCCUGUCUCUGGCCCUUCAGAUGUAUGGCUGUAGAGUCAUACAGAAGGCGCUGGAGUUCAUCCCCUCAGACCAACAAGUUAUAAGUGAGAUGGUACGGGAGUUGGACGGUCACGUGUUGAAGUGUGUGAAGGAUCAGAACGGCAAUCACGUGGUGCAGAAGUGUAUUGAGUGUGUUCAGCCCCACGCAUUACACUUCAUCAUCGACGCCUUCAAGGGACAGGUGUUUGUACUCUCCACCCACCCCUACGGUUGUCGAGUGAUCCAGCGUAUUCUAGAACACUGUCUUCCAGACCAGACCCUGUCCAUUCUGGAGGAGCUGCACCAACACACGGAACAGCUGGUGCAGGACCAGUAUGGUAACUACGUGAUCCAGCACGUACUAGAACACGGCAGAGCAGAGGACAAGAGUAAGAUAGUAGCUGAGAUCAGAGGAAACGUACUGGGGCUCAGUCAACACAAGUUUGCCAGUAAUGUAGUGGAGAAGUGUGUGAGCCAUGCGUCUCGUGCGGAGCGGGCCGUGUUGAUAGACGAGGUGUGUAGUCUGACUGAGGGGCCCCACAGUGCCUUGUACACCAUGAUGAAGGACCAGUACGCCAAUUACGUGGUGCAGAAAAUGAUUGACGUGGCCGAACCCACACAGAGAAAGAUCAUCAUGCACAAGAUCCGGCCCCACAUCUCCACUCUGAGGAAGUAUACGUAUGGAAAACACAUCCUGGCCAAGCUGGAGAAAUACUACAUGAAGAAUGGAGUGGACCUGGGGCCUCUCUGUGGCCCUCCCAACGGCAUCAUGUAAACUUACCACCCUUUUCAACACUCUUAACUCUUGAGGACAAGACGGACCAACGGGAACGUCGGACGUGCUCAGUAGAUCACCGGCUGGGUUGGUUGAGGAACGGUGGUGAUUCAACAUGUAGGACAGCCACCCUCUGUGUACAGCUGACGUUGUAUUGGAAUGUCAUGUCUUUUAUACCAUAACCCCUAGCCUAUACCCUACAUGAAAAAUGACAUGUUAACUACUACCCACACACAACCCAUUAUUUCCUACCACCCGAUGGUCUAAACCCUAUACCCCCCCUCUUAUCCCCUCCUAAUGAGAUCAUGUAAACUGCUGUCCCCCCCCCCCCCCCCCCCCCCAAUGACAUCAUGUUAGAACCCUCUUUGCCUACUCCAAACCCACCUCCCUUUCCCUUCCCACUCGUAUCGCCAUGGUAACCCAUUGGUAUGAGCCUGUGUCUAAACAGGAAGCCUUGGUUAGUUUUAGCCCGUCCCCCAACCAAGCCCUACCCUGCUGCAGGGAGGAGGCAGGGGAGUGAGGGGGAGGUGAGAUGUGUCCCCACCCUUCGUUCCUUCUCUCUGUUCUUGUUUUUCUUUAUUUGUCUUUUGGAUAAACUAGAAUCAUUUCAUUUUUUUUUUUGCUACUGCCGUGGCAUUCACAGUUCUGUGUCGUAUCGCUAGUAUGGGAUGGAACGUAUUUAAUUUGACUGCCUACGUCACCAAAUCAUAGUCCCAUACACAAACACACAAGCCAUGUGCUUACCAGCAGAUUAUUUAACAUGGGAGGUUAGUUUCCAGUCCUGCUUCCAUAUAUAUAUAUAUAUAUAUAUAUAUAUAUUUAGUGUGUAUACUUGGUGUAGACCUUUGCAUAUAUAUAAAUAUAAAAGACUUUGUAGUUUUUCUGGUUUUUGAUGUUGACUAUCUAUAAUGUAUCCUAGUAGUGAACACAUUUCUGACUGUAUAAUUGUACAUUUGUAAACCCUUGUAAUGUAAAAGUGAUUUUACCACCCUUUUUGGUAUCAGGCGAUAUAUAUAUAUAUAAAAAACAAAAACGUUAAAAAAAAAAAACUCUUAAACUCUUGUGCAUUUCAGUGUAUAUUCUUACCUCCUUGGUUGUGAUAUAUGAGUUGUUGUAUAUUGUAAAUUGUAAUAUCAAAUGUUUGUUUUGAAAAUACCUUUCUAUACUGCGUAGUACUUGUACAAAGCCCCCCCCCUCCCACCCCCCCCUCACUCUCUGGUUUUACAUUUUACUCACUGCUUAAACAGAACUCACCACCUCCUCCCCAACCCCCGAACUACACUGCAAACGUUCCCUGUCCGUUUACUAUACGUCCAUUAUCCACAGUUAACACUGAAAUCAACGAGACGUGGUACACCAACAUGUCAGUAGUGAAGCGACUCUUUUUUUUUACACUUAAGUCUAUUUAAAUUACAGAGAGAGAGAGAGAGAGACAUGGCAUCUGACUGAAGCAGAAACAACUGACAGUGGCUUUGGGUUUCUUCCUGUGCUGUAGCAGGCAAAACAUUACAGAACACACGUGAGAUGUUUGCAGUGUAGUUUGGGGGUUGUAACCGCCACCACAGGACACACUGUUAGCAGUCUGCUUUAACUUGGAAGCUGUGUGUUUGUUUUUGUAUUUUUAGAUAUUUUAUAGGGAUGCUUUGCCCUUGUCUAAGGUUAGUGGAUGGGGUGAGGGGUUUUGAGUUUAAAGGUUGACUCGGUGAUAUGACGUCAUACACACCGGGGCGACUUCCCGGGCUUGCAAACAUCAACAACGGCCUAUUUCAAAUCUGCCAAGACUACCGCUAUUGGUUCUUCUCUUGAGGCAUGACGCCCACAUUGAGAAGAGCCGUCAGUGGUGGUCUUGGGACAUAAUAUAUGAAUUGUGUUGUUACUGAUGUCUGGAAGCAGGAAGUAGCUCCCACUGUGUACUAUGUCAUAUGGCUGAGUCUACCUCGAAUCUGCUCUCUCAGGGUACAGUGAAACCAUGGGUCGAACAAAAGACGGCAGCAGCGUGGUAUGCUUUCUUUUGUUGUUUUUUUGUACCUAAAUAAUAGUCCUGUAAAAGUGAUGUAUCAUAAUGUUCCCCGGUAAAGGCCGGGCGUCGCCUGUCUCGCCGUCCGUAACCAGGACUAUUGUGGCGGCGGUGGGCAGCGGCAUGUGUAUCUGAAUAGGAGCACCGUCUGUGACCAUAAUGUGUAUAGUUCUAACAGAAACCUGUGUGUGUGCUUGUUGCCUGGGCAACUAUUUUUUUUGUAUCUCCUGUUGUAGAUUGUCUCUCUAAACAAUGAUGUGUGAUUAUUUUUAUUUUGAAACAAAACUGAACAAAAAAAAAACAACUGUCGUU
Molecule: messenger RNA, 5892 nt
Organism: Salvelinus namaycush (lake trout)
Lineage: Eukaryota; Metazoa; Chordata; Actinopteri; Salmoniformes; Salmonidae
Product: pumilio homolog 1-like
Exons: 24
Coding region: 123-3563 (1146 amino acids)
Biological process (GO): regulation of mRNA stability; miRNA processing
Cellular component (GO): cytoplasm; cytosol
Molecular function (GO): mRNA 3'-UTR binding
Source: RefSeq, a predicted model, not a curated record